This is a messenger RNA of Vicugna pacos (alpaca), 2155 nucleotides long. NCBI's taxonomy places the organism in Eukaryota, Metazoa, Chordata, Mammalia, Artiodactyla, Camelidae. The record is from RefSeq and is a predicted model, not a curated record.
CCUGAGCCCCACCACCUCCCCCCAGCCCCUCCCAUCAGUGUUUGCUUUUCUCCCGGAUCCGGAUGAAGGGGUUGCCCUGCCCGUGCCCUGCCCUGCCCCACUUCUGGCAGCCGGGGUCUCGCUUCAUGGCCGAGAGCUCCAGGACUCAGGCCCCAGGGAAGGGGCCCCUGCUCAGCAUCCAGCUCCUGCGAGCCCAGUAUGAAGGCUUGAGACGGCAGCAGAGGGCCCAGUCCCACCUGGUGGUGCUCCCGAAAGAUUUAUUCCAGGAAGAAGUCAGGAGCCAGGGCUCAGAAAGCAAGCGAUGGUCAAAUCCCAGCCCUGCAUCCUCUAACAGAGAGGGACAAGUCAAGAGAGGAGGGAACAUGCCCACGCUUGCGGAGUCCAUGGUCAAUGCUGUUUGGAUUAACAAGGAGAGAAGGCCUUCACUGUCCCUGGAAGAAGUGGGUCCUGAGGCAGAGGGGAUGCUGGAGGAGGCUGACCAAGGCUCUCUUCGGGCCCCCGAGUCUCCAUGGCACACACACCUAGAGGUGCACUGUUUGGCCCAAACCUUCCACCAGGAAACCAGCCAUCAGGUGAAACACAAGGACAAGUUCACGGGGUCUGAGCAAAGGCUCCCUCAGGAAGGAGACCCAGGUUUGCUGGAAGACAGUGAGAUGACUCAGCACGAGACCAUGAUCCCAGAGGCAGCCCAGCAUGGAGGUCAAGUGGGAGACCCCCAAACAAAGGAAGUGGGAUCCAGCUUAAACACUGGCGCUCAGCGCCCUCCUUCCAUAACGAACCUACACAGGUCUGGAAAACCAGCUCACUAUCCGUUUCCCCAGCGGAAAACCCCCAGGAUCUCCCAAGCCGCCCGGAACCUGGGCUUAUAUGGCCCAGCCUAAAGCUUUCUGCUCAGAGGUGUCAAGCUCGAGGCCCUCUCUGUCCUCAUCAAAGGACCCGGGAGACAGAGGCACCGCUAGGGCCUUAGCUUUGAACAAGGACUGGACCAAGUCAAUUGUAGGGACUGUGGGGAAUGAACUUCACUGUGGCCAUGUGGUCUUGCCCUUCAAAAGAGAAGAGAUCUUCCCAGACCAGCCUGCUCCCAGCUCAGCAGGGAAGAGCGCCGUCCGAUCACCGCCGCCCCAUUCUGCUUGUGUAAGAAGACACUGCUACUGAGUCCUGGAAAGUCCAGUAGGAUAUCUGCUCACUCCCUAGAACUAGAGAAUUUUGAAACAUGAAAACGGGGACCCUAGCCAAUGCGUGCCUCGCAGUGCCUUGGUGUCAACAGGCGUGGGCGAUCUUGCUUUCAGGAACUUCUGAAGAGUUCUCACCUGUUUUGGAAAAGAUGAGCUCUGAGAAUUGUCCUUUUCUGGUUGCUAUGCCUGGAGGCCAGCUCACUUAGAAGUUACUCUAUUCAUUGGUAGUGACCACACCUUUUCAGCAUGAGCCUCCCAAAGUAUGGUGACCCUGGGUAUAAGGGUCAAUGCCACCUGCUGUUAGAGGGUCUUUAGGAAGGGUUGGUCACCUCUCCGCUCUCACUGAGACUGCACAUUCCAGUCUCAUUACAGAUUUGUUCCCUUCCCUCCACCCUUUCUUUCUUUCUACUUUUCUAUUCAUCUGUCUCCUCUCUCUCUCCAAAUUAAAUACUGCCAAUCUUUGAAGAUUUAUUAUAAUAGGAGCCUGAGAGAAGAAGACAAAGAAAUGUUCAUGCUUGGAAAAUAUGUGUUCCUCAAAAACUGCUCCCCUUUCAGCCAAAUUUAAAUCACUCAGCUCCUUCCUGGUAUAUUUUAAACCAAAGACAAAGUGAAGCAGGUGUUACUUGGGUGACGGGGAAGAAAGUACCUUAGCUAGUUAAUGUUUAACUUUAAUAAUGAUACUUAAACACAGCGAAGGUGCCUUCUCCUUGUGCCAGAUCCUCUCUCCAUAAAGUUUUAUCCACAUCUUCCUUUUCUCCUUGUGGUGACCCAGUCUUGCCCAUCCACACUGAAAGUUGUUAACUAGGAGUGUCAUUACCUGCCAAAAAUAUGUAUGUGCCUUCUCCUUAGGCCACCCUGAAAUUCCCUCCAAGUUGGGGAUUAAUUAUGAUUCCUUUUGUGAAAAACUAAUAAGAGCCAGUUGUUAAUUUUUUUAUAGUCUAAUGAAAAACAAGACCAUUUUCUGAAAAAACAAAACAAAA